CUGGUCUGGAUCUCACUUCCCUCCCUUUGGUACCUCCCAGCAUCCUCAUCCUCUGAAGAGCAAGGGUUCAGGUAAGUUCCCUGGAUGGUGACUGGCAGGGGCAGCUGUCCUCUCACCUGCAGCAAUGACUGCCCCUCCCCAUCUCAAACACACAAGCUCAGGCGUGCAGGACUGGAGCCCUUGGGGACGUGUGGCCCGAAGAUUCAGGACGUACAGGGCUCAGGGCGUGCAGUGGAAUGAACUGGGCUUCAUCUCUGGAAGGGGAAGGGGCCAUCUUCUGGGUUCACCGCCGCAUCCCCACCUCUGGCACAGCGCCUCCUGGCGACUAACAUCGGUGACUUAUUGAAAGUACUAAGAACGACCCGAGGCCGGGAGAGGCCGAUUUCGAGCCGCCACGUGGAGAACCGCUAGGGACGGUGAGCCGGGCCUAGCGGUGGUCGCUGGAAGAGCCGUUAGAGUCGCCCAACGGUUCGGUCCCGCAGGGCGGAGCCGAGCCAGGCGGUGACGUCUCCACUCGGGGCGGAGCCGCAGCUUCGUGGGGACGAGGCCUGGCGCCGGCGGUGACGUCACAAAAGGCGGGACAGUGUCCGAGAAUUCAGGCACGUAGCUCAGCGCGGCAGCGGCGCGUGCGGCUGUGUCUCUGCGUGAUCUCCUGGUCCCUCUGCCAUCAUGCCGAUGUUCAUCGUAAACACCAACGUGCCCCGGGCCUCUGUGCCGGACGGGUUCCUCUCCGAGCUCACCCAACAGCUGGCGCAGGCCACCGGCAAGCCGCCCCAGUACAUCGCGGUGCACGUGGUCCCGGACCAGCUCAUGGCCUUCGGCGGCUCCAGCGAGCCGUGCGCGCUCUGCAGCCUGCACAGCAUCGGCAAGAUAGGCGGCGCGCAGAACCGCUCCUACAGCAAGUUACUGUGUGGCCUGCUGGCCGAGCGCCUGCGCAUCAGCCCGGACAGGGUCUACAUCAACUAUUACGACAUGAACGCGGCAAACGUGGGCUGGAACAACUCCACCUUCGCCUAAGAGCCGCGCCCAGCCUCUCCCUGCACUGUCUGCACUGGCCCGACCCGGGAACCCGCCUCGCCCUGUAUUCUAGGCUCGCCCGUCUCCACCUUCUGGUGGGGAGAAAUAAAUGGUUUAGAGAAAGUU
Molecule: messenger RNA, 1143 nt
Organism: Cebus imitator (Panamanian white-faced capuchin)
Lineage: Eukaryota; Metazoa; Chordata; Mammalia; Primates; Cebidae
Gene: MIF
Product: macrophage migration inhibitory factor
Exons: 3
Coding region: 670-1017 (115 amino acids)
Molecular function (GO): cytokine activity; phenylpyruvate tautomerase activity
Source: RefSeq, a predicted model, not a curated record